Molecule: messenger RNA, 2295 nt
Organism: Megachile rotundata (alfalfa leafcutting bee)
Lineage: Eukaryota; Metazoa; Arthropoda; Insecta; Hymenoptera; Megachilidae
Gene: Bap60
Product: Brahma-associated protein 60
Source: RefSeq, a predicted model, not a curated record
GGACAAAAACUUUGAAGACGUAGGUGGUUUUUCGUUAUUCGCCGAACUCGUUUUCCUCUUUCUUCGUUUUCCUCGCAGUCUGAUUCGCAUUGAAGCACAGAAAUUCACUGUCUGAAACACUUUUAAGUCAACUGUGUUGUGAUGUAAAAAUGUACUGGAAUCUGACGGACAACCGAGAGAAGCUCCGAAAACAGUGUUUUUAAUAUCUGUUUUCUUUGUACAUUUAUUUACUUCGCUUUAUGAAUUUGAUUAUUCAAUGAAUCGUUGUCAAUGUACUUUUAAAAUAGUGUGAUUAAUUGUAACCUAUGUAGAGUUAUAAUUAAGUACACCUUUGAAGGUUAUGUGUUUGUUUUCUCAUAGUUAACUUGUCAGGAUAGUCACCAAAGAGACAUGGCGCAAAGGUUUCCUGUACCAAAUACAGGGAAUAAUGGCCCACCGCCUCAAAGAUACGCAGCAUCAUCUGUACCUCCAAAUUUACGCCAAUAUUCUAAUCCAAAUUUUCCUAUGCAGCAAAGGUCUGGGUUUACUCCGCCUCCCCAAAUGGCAAACACAGGCCCUGGUCCAGCUAGUAUAAUCAGAGGGAAUCAACCAUAUUCGAAUUUGCGUCAAGGACCAAUGCCUACCCCACCAGUUGGAAAGAGAAGCGCGGAUCAACGUAUACCUAUAUCUCAACAAAAGCCGUAUUUUUGGAACAGUGAUUUUUCACAUUCCACAUCCAAGAAGAAGAAAAAAUUGGCGGAUAAGAUACUGCCACAGAAAGUACGUGAUUUAGUACCAGAAUCUCAAGCAUACAUGGAUUUACUUGCAUUUGAAAGAAAAUUAGACGCCACGAUAAUGCGGAAACGAUUAGACAUACAAGAAGCACUGAAACGUCCCAUGAAACAGAAAAGAAAAUUACGAAUAUUUAUUUCCAAUACCUUCUAUCCAGCGAAAGAAGCUGGAGAAGGAGAAGAGGGUUCUGUUGCAUCUUGGGAACUUAGGGUCGAAGGUCGUCUAUUAGAUGAUACAAAAAAUGAUCCUAAUAAGGUAAAAAGCAAUGUAAAAAGGAAAUUUUCUUCAUUCUUUAAAAGUCUAGUUAUAGAAUUGGAUAAAGAUUUAUAUGGACCUGAUAAUCAUUUGGUUGAGUGGCAUCGUACAUUGACGACGCAAGAAACCGAUGGUUUCCAAGUGAAAAGACCUGGGGACAAGAAUGUUCGAUGCACUAUUCUUUUGCUCCUUGAUUACCAGCCGUUACAAUUUAAAUUAGACCCCAGAUUAGCACGACUUUUAGGAGUACACACGCAAACGCGACCUGUUAUCAUCUCCGCACUGUGGCAGUAUAUUAAAACACACAAACUUCAGGACAGUCAUGAAAGGGAAUUCAUAAACUGUGAUAAGUAUUUGGAACAAAUAUUUGCUUGUUCAAGAAUGAAAUUUGCGGAGAUACCACAACGACUGAAUCCGCUACUUCAUCCGCCUGACCCUAUUGUAAUAAACCAUGUUAUUAGCGUGGAAGGUACAGAAACAAAACAGACUGCAUGUUAUGAUAUAGACGUAGAAGUCGACGACACAUUGAAAACUCAAAUGAACAACUUCCUACUUUCAACGGCGAGUCAACAGGAAAUACAAAGUCUGGAUAACAAAAUUCACGAAACAGUCGAAACGAUCAAUCAGUUGAAAACAAACCGAGAAUUUUUCCUAAGUUUUGCCAAAGAUCCUCAACAAUUUAUUAACAAAUGGAUUAUAUCCCAAACGAGAGACUUGAAAACGAUGAUAGACGUUGUUGGUAAUCCAGAAGAGGAACGUAGGGCAGAGUUUUAUUAUCAACCCUGGGCACAAGAAGCUGUUUGCAGAUACUUCUACACGAAGGUUCAACAGAAACGUGCAGAGUUAGAACAGGCACUUGGCAUCCGGAAUUCAUAAGAGAACCGUAACGAUUUGAAGCAUUGCUAAUGUAAAGUAUUUAUACGAUUCUUUUCUUUGCUUCAAUUGCAAAAUCGAUCGAUUAACGUGUUUUACGCUUGACUUGGUAUUCUGUGACGUUUAGUGCAGACGAUGGUAGGGUGACAUAUUUUUACGAAUGUCGAGAAGCGAAAGAACAAGAUGUAUAGUGUCAUGACCGAUGAUUUGAAGCAAAUUUAUUUACGUCAAGUUAUAUCAUAUAUCUUUGUUCAUGCCGCCUUUUUUAUGAAAAUAUGUAUCACGAUUCGCUACAUGCACUAUAACUGUAUAAUAUAAUGAAUAAACCUUUGAUAUAAUUCGUUGAAAUAAUGUGAAACCUGGUCCCAUAUUGAUGAAUAAAUAUUUUCAGUAAGA